AUGAGUACUGAUAAAAUUGAACGACCGAGUUAUUGGAAUUGCGAUGGCUGUAAUAGAAUCAUUUUUGAUGGUGAACUUCGUUUUAAUUGUACUGUCUGUGAUGAUUAUAAUUACUGUGAAACAUGUGCAAUGACGAUACGUCCAUCGCAUCCUCAUCAAAUGACAAGUGAAUUGGCAUAUGGACCGGCAAAGAAUAGCGAAUGGAGACCAAUGAAUAUGAUAAAUGGUAUUCAAAGAGCAUUUUAUAUUUAUAGUAAUCGUUAUUGUAUGGGUAUUAGAAAUUUUGAUAAAACAAAUCCUUCAAUAUAUACGAAUUCAUAUUCAUGGAUGACAUAUAAAACUGUAGGUGAUCGAACAAAAAAUUUUGGUCAUGGCCUACGACGUUUAAUUGAACCACGUGGUUAUCUUAGUAUUUGUGCAGCAAAUCGACCUGAAUGGAUAAUUACUGAUUUUGCAUGCAUACUUCAGAAUAUUAUCACUGUUCCAAUUUAUUGUUUGUUUAAUGAUCAUGAAAUUGCUUAUAUUAUUAAUAAUACUAAAGCGUCUGUAGUAGUUUGUGAUAAACAAAUGCUAUCUAGAUUUAUUCGAUUGAGUGCAGAAUGUCUAUCACUUCGUCAUGUCGUAUGUAUGGAUUCUAUUUCUGAUACAAUGUUAGCUGAAAUACAUGAACAUAAUCUGUCUCUUCAUUAUAUGGGUGAUAUUGAAAAAUAUGGUUCUAUUAAAAAAUACGAUCAUGUUACUAUAAAACCUAAUGAUUGCCUUACGAUUAUAUAUACAAGUGGAAGUUCAGGCUUUCCUAAAGGUGCUAUAAUUUCUGAAGAAACUUAUCGAGCAACAUUUCCAAAUUGGUUUACAACAUGUUUAGUUGAACAAAUUAUAUUCUCCUAUCGACCAUUAGCAUGGGCAGCUGAUCGCUUUAUAGUUACUGGAACUUUUCUUGCUGGAGGACGUACCGGAUUCUCAACAGGAGAUGUUAGUCGUCUAAUGGAAGAAUUAGCUCUAGUUAGACCAACACAAUUUUCUGCUCCACCAAGUAUUUGGAAUAAAAUCUAUACUGAAUUCAAGACAGCUCUUUCUUUGAUCAAUGCUCAUCAUUCAUCAGCAGAAGAGCUACGUCUAUUGAAACAAUUUUCAAAACUAAUUCCUAAUAGAUGUAAAAUACUUACAGUCGGUAGUGCUAAAGUCAGUCCAAAUGUGUUGAACUUUAUGAAACGAUGUUUUUCCGGUUGUCGAAUUAAUGAAUCAUAUGGAAUUACGGAGUGUGGAAGUGUAGCUUAUAACAAUAUUUUAGAAGAUACAAUUAAAUAUCGUCUUGAAUCUGUUCCAGAAAUGGGUUAUACAAUCGAUGAUAAACCUUUUCCACGAGGAGAAAUUUUAACAAAAACUACAAAAAUGUUUUCUGGAUAUAUUAAUAAUUCCGAAGAAACUCGAGUAGCUAUCACCGAUGAUGGAUUCUUUCGUACUGGUGACAUUGUUGAAUUGCGUAUAGAUUCGAAUGGCCGACAUGAGUUGCAUGUUAUCGAUCGUAAAAAGAGUUUCUUUAAACUUUCACAAGGACAAUUUGUAUCACCUGAAUAUCUACAAAAUAUUUAUAUUCGAAGUUCAUUCGUCGAACAAAUCUAUAUUCAUGGUGAUCUUUUAUCAGAUUGUGUUGUUGCAGUGAUUGUACCUAACAGAGUAUAUGUACAAGCAUUUGUCAUUGAGCAUAAUUUAAUAAAUUUCGAUAUAAAUAAUCCAGAUCCACAAUUGUAUAAUGCAAUUCUAGAAGAUCUUCGUUCGAUAGCCAAAAAUGAAUCACUUCGAAUGCAUGAAAUUCCAUCACGAUUAAUUAUUGAUUUUGAACCAUUCACACCAGAAAAUGGUCUUCUUACUUCUUCGUUCAAACCUUGUCGUCAUAAGUUAGCUGCACAUUAUGCAAAUAGACUAAAACCAAUUAAUACUAUUGAUCAACGACUAAAAACUAUUAUUGAAAUAGCAACAGAACAAUCGAUACCAAACAAUGAUAAUGAACAUUUCUUGUUUGCUAAUGGUAAUAAUUCAUUGACAGCCAUACGAUUAUCUCGUAUGAUUGAAAAUAAUUUGGGAAUACCUAUACCAGUAAAUGUACUUUUUGAACAUACCAUGACUCUUCAAAGAUUAAUAAAUCUUAUCAAAAAUCCUUCUCAAAUUUCUUCGAUGACAAAUUCUCUUGUACCACAACUAUUGAAUGAUUCUCAAUUAGAUAUAAACAUAACUGUAGGUAAACCUAAAAAUAUAGGUCAAUCUCCGUCAAUGAUUUUCAUUACUGGAACUACAGGAUUUGUAGGUGCAUUUCUACUGGCUGAAUUAUUAACAAUUUAUCCUUCAAAUUGUAAAUUUAUUUGUCUUGUACGAUGCAAAUCUUUAGUGAAUCCUUUGGAUCGUAUUCGAGAAAAUAUGUUCUUCUAUCAGAUAUGGAAAGAAGACUAUCAAGAACGCAUUAUUCCAUUACAAGGUGAUUUAGCAAAAAUUCAUUUUGGAUUAAGUAAUGAAAUAUAUGAAUUGUUAGCUAAUCAAAUUGAUAUUAUCUUUCAUUGUGGUGCUAUAGUUAAUUUUGUAUUUCCUUACAGUAAGCUCUAUGGUCCAAAUGUAUGUGGUACUCGAGAGAUUAUUCGUUUGGCAACACAUACUUCAACUUGUAUACCUGUACAAUACAUCUCAACGGUAAGUGUUUUAUCAUCGGAAUUCAAUCAAGAAUUAUCAAUUGACAAGGUUCCUCCAGAUGGUUUAGUUAGUGGUUAUGCACAAAGUAAAUGGGUAGCUGAAAAACUAAUUACUAAGGCAAAUCAAUUAGGCCUUCCAGUGGUUAUCUAUCGUCUUGGAUCUAUAUGUGCCGAUACUGAGACAGGUGCAUGUAAUAGAAAGGAUAUUCAUACUUUAUUUCUUGCCGCAAUAAUAAAGAUGGGUUGUUAUCGUGAAACAGAAGUUAAUACUUAUUUUAAUUGCUUACCAGUCAAUUUUACUGCUAAAAGUAUUGUCUAUUUGAGUAGUAUUCAAUCUCAUGUAUAUGGAAACAUCUAUCAUGUUCUAAAUCCUGAUAGUCAACUGCCAUUUAAAGAUAUAAUUAAUGGUAUAUGUCACUGUGGUAUUGAAUUAAACAAAGUCUCUGAUAAAGAAUGGGGAAUCAAAUUGAAGACAAUUACUGAUCAAAAUGGUCCUUUUGAAUUUGUAGAAGAAUUCUUAUUAGAAAAUACUUUUAACAAAGGAUGUAUAUUUUCUGCUAAACAUUUUAAAAGUGCUGUUUCUUCGUUGAAUUUUCCAUCUUUAGAUAAAGAUUAUGUAUGUAAAUGGUUGAAUUUUAUACUUCAUCAUAUAGUUCGGUAA
This is a messenger RNA of Rotaria sordida, 3342 nucleotides long. Lineage: Eukaryota; Metazoa; Rotifera; Eurotatoria; Philodinida; Philodinidae. The record is from the annotation of a GenBank genome assembly.